Molecule: messenger RNA, 1619 nt
Organism: Hippopotamus amphibius kiboko
Lineage: Eukaryota; Metazoa; Chordata; Mammalia; Artiodactyla; Hippopotamidae
Gene: HIBCH
Product: 3-hydroxyisobutyryl-CoA hydrolase
Exons: 15
Coding region: 133-1401 (422 amino acids)
Biological process (GO): L-valine catabolic process
Cellular component (GO): mitochondrion
Molecular function (GO): 3-hydroxyisobutyryl-CoA hydrolase activity
Source: RefSeq, a predicted model, not a curated record
CUGGCCCUCUGGAGGACUUGCCGUCUAUGUCCGGCGGCGCCGGGCGGCGGUGGGCUGGUCUGACGUGUGGCGUGAAAAGCCACGCGAGUGGGCUGCCAGGUGCGGCCUGUUGUGGGCUCGAGUGUUUUGGCGAUGGGGGCGUGGAAACUGUGGAGACUCAUGUCGAGGUUUAAUGCAUCCAAAAGGACUAAUAUCAUCCUGCAGCAUUUGAGAAUGUCUAUGCACACAGAUGCAGCAGCAGAAGUCCUACUGGAAAGAAAAGGUUGUGCAGGAGUGAUAACACUAAACAGACCAAAGUUCCUGAAUGCACUGAAUUUUAGUAUGAUUCAGCAGAUUUAUCCACAGCUAAAGAAAUGGGAACAAGAUCCAGAAACUUUCCUUAUCAUCAUAAAGGGAGCUGGUGAAAAGGCUUUCUGUGCUGGCGGUGAUAUCAAAGCAGUCUCAGAAGCUGCAAAGUUAAAUCUGAAGAUAACUCAAGAUUUCUUCAGAGAAGAAUAUGUGCUGAACAAUGCCAUUGGUUCUUGUCAGAAACCAUAUGUUGCGCUCAUUCAUGGAAUUACAAUGGGUGGGAUGAGGAGCCACGAAUAUGGAGGGCUGAUUAUACAUAUAUUUGACAAGGAAUCAUAUGAAGAAUGUAGAAAGAAUUGCUACCAAUCAAUAAGAAAAUCCAGUGGAAAAGGAGUUGGUCUCUCAGUUCAUGGACAAUUCCGAGUGGCUACCGAAAAGUCUGUUUUUGCAAUGCCAGAAACAGCAAUAGGGCUAUUCCCCGAUGUGGGUGGAGGUUAUUUCUUGACACGACUUCAAGGAAAACUUGGGUACUUCCUUGCAUUGACAGGAUUCAGGCUGAAAGGAAGAGAUGUGUACGCAGCAGGAAUUGCUACACACUUUGUAGAUUAUGAAAAGUUGGGCAUGUUAGAAGAAGAUUUGUUAGCCCUGAAGUCUCCUUCAAAAGAAAAUAUUGCAGAUGUCUUAGGAACUUACCAUGCAAAGUCCGAGAUUGAUCAAGACAAGCCUUUUGUACUUGAGGAACAUAUGGACAAAAUAAACAGUUGGUUCUCAGCCAACACUGUGGAACAGAUUAUUGAAAAUUUACAGCAAGACGGUUCAUCUUUUGCCCUAGAGCAGUUGAAGGCAAUUAAUAAAAUGUCUCCAACAUCCCUAAAGAUCACACUAAGGCAACUCAUGGAGGGGUCUUCAAAGACCUUGCAGGAAGUAUUAACUAUGGAAUAUCGGCUGAGUCAAGCUUGUAUGAGAGGCCAUGACUUUCAUGAAGGUGUUAGGGCAGUUUUAAUAGAUAAAGACCAGAAUCCGAAGUGGAAACCAGCUGAUCUAAAAGAAGUUACUGAUGAAGAUUUGAAUAAUCACUUCAAAUCUCUGGGAAGUAAUGAUUUGAAAUUUUGAAGUGACUGGAUUUUUAAAGUAUUAUUUUGGAGUAGAGGUUGGCAAACCAUGGCACAUGGGCCAAAGCCAACCUGCUGCCUGUUUUUUUAUAUAUCCCUCAGCUAAGAAUGGUUUCUGGCAUUUUUAAAUGGUUGGGGAAAGAAGUCAAAGACCAAUAUUGCGUGGCAUGUGAAAAUUACAUGGAAUUCAAAUAUAAAUAAAACUUUAUUGGAACAUGG